Molecule: messenger RNA, 2853 nt
Organism: Selaginella moellendorffii
Lineage: Eukaryota; Viridiplantae; Streptophyta; Lycopodiopsida; Selaginellales; Selaginellaceae
Product: ABC transporter G family member 43
Exons: 3
Coding region: 181-2853 (890 amino acids)
Cellular component (GO): membrane
Molecular function (GO): ATP binding; ABC-type transporter activity; ATP hydrolysis activity
Source: RefSeq, a predicted model, not a curated record
UCAAUCAGUUACAGAGGUAUGCUAUUAUUUUCUCGUAUGACUUGAGCGUUGAAAGUAUUACAGGCACUGCUUUACAGUUUGUGCGUGUAUUUUUUAGCUUCGCUGUCUAAAGAGAAGGCAGCACAUUAUGUUCAGUACUUAGGAUUGAUUUUUGUCACUGCUUAUUUGGGCUCACUUUGGAUGUUGUUGGUAGGUGCCAUUGCACCAAUGCUGGAAGUAGCCACAACGAUGGGAGGUUCAUUUGUCGCUUUGAACCUUCUAUUUUCGGGCUCCACGAUUAUUCCAAGUGUAAUCAGCUGGUACUGGCGAUGGGUUCUAUACAUUACACCAACUCGUUGGGGAAAUGUCAUUUUUACAUCGACUCAAACCGACAACCGCUAUGAAUUACCUUGCACACUUUACCGCACGUAUCCAUUCUGUCUUCUUCAUCCAACACUUUCUCUUGGCCAAGCAUUUCUCAAGUAUUAUGAGCUACAAGCUGGUGGAAAAAGGCUUGUUCUCGCAUUCGGAGUCAUCGUUGCAUAUAUUCUGGUUCUCAUUUAUUUGGCAUAUCUUGCGUACAGCAAAGUCCGGAUACAAGAAACGGCAUCGGCUAUACCAAGGCAGAAACAGUAUGUUCGCGGCCCCAACAAUGUGGAACAAGCAGAGAACGGAGGUACACGAGCACCUGGGAGGUGGACUUGCAAGUUAUCUGUCAAGCCUGUAACGCUCUCCUUUCACCAGCUGAGGUUCACCAGGCGGGACGCGCGAUCUUCUUUUGAGCAAGUAGUAUUGGACAACGUCUCUGGCUAUGCCAAGCCAGGAACAAUGCUAGCAAUUGCUGGGGGCACACGGUCGGGCAAGGCAACGUUACUCAACUGCAUUGCAGGCAGGCUACCACCCGGCAAGCUCGAGGGUGACGUUUCUUUAAACGGUUUGAAACUGGACAGACUCGCCAUCUGCCGGAUAUCUGGAUUUGCUGAGAAGUUGGAAGCUCACCAACAGUAUCUUACUGUCAGAGAGUCCCUGGAGUUCAGUGCAAAUCUCAGGCUGGGAAAACAAAUCAGUGCGGACGACAAAGCUCGGCAUGUGACGGAGGUCCUGGAACUUUUGGGAUUGUCAGCUAUGAGCAAUCAACUUGUUGGCAACUUGAAGCUCGUCACUGCUCGAAUCCAGGAGACAAGAAGGAAACUUACUAUAGCUGUGGAACUCGCCGUCAACCCCGGCAUACUUUUCUUGGAGGAUCCCACGGCGCAGCUGGAUGGCACUAGCUCCAGAGAGAUUCUGAGACUGCUCCAGAGUGUUGCUUUAAGCGGGCGUACUAUCAUCAGCAUGCUGGAUCAUCCCAGUGGAGAGGCACUCAGCGUGUUCAACGAUGUGUUGGUACUAGCUAUUGGCGGUCACACAGCCUAUUUCGGCGCCGUUGGCUGGAACUGCAAGCAAGUGCUGCACUACUUCACGUCAGUGCCGAGUUCGCCACCUUACAACGAGCAGUGGAACCCUGUCACCUACAUCCUCGAAGCACUUGGCGGAGGCAUAAAGGAGCGAAAACCAUUGCACGACUUCUCUCAGCUGUACCAGUCCAGCCCUCUACAUCAGGCAAACGCGGAGGUACUCGAGAGGCUUCUCAAGCAGCAGCCAGAUCCCGAGCUCAAGAACAUCAGCUCUCGAUACGCAGCUUCGUUCAAGACGCAGGCAGCCAUGGUGUUCCUCCGGAACCAGCGUUUCUUAUGGAGGAACGUGACAUACACACUCCGCCGCCUCCUUGGGACCAUUCUCGUCGCUCUCGUCAUGGGAACACUCUACCUCAACAUCUCCGUGGAAAAGCUGCUGUUCAUGACGUCCGCCAGCCUCUUCCCGUAUAUCCAGCUGAUUAUGAUCUCCGGGCUCACGGCCAACAACGUUAUACCGCAGCUCGGAACGGACAGGCUCGUCUACUAUCGAGAGAACCGAGCAAGGAUGUACUCCCCGAUGCUGUAUCCGCUGUCCUGGGCCAUCGCCGAGGUUCCAUACUUGCUGCUCGGCACACUCGCCUUCGUCGGGAUUGGAAACGGCCUGGCCAACCUUGCCGUCGACUCCGUGUCCGCGUUCGUCCAGUACUGGAUCGGCCUGUUUCUCUUCACCCUGGCCGUGACUUACUUCGGCAUCUUCGUCACGCUGCUGUUUCCAAACUCGCUGCUGGCCAUGACGGUCUCGUCGAUAUCGACUUCGGUGUGGGUGGCGUCCUCGGGGGUCUCCAUUCCGCGCUACAACAUCCAGUUUUACAAGUGGCUCUACUGGAUCAACCCGUAUCAGUACGCCGUCAAUAUCCUCACCACGACUGCGUUCUACUGCGACACCGGAACUCCGGCGUGCAAUGCUUGCACGAUCGGCGCGAGUUGCCCUGGAUGCAAGUGCAAGAGGCUGGUCGACUUGGAGAAGAAGCUGGUGCAAAUCUAUGGGCCGGUCUUCAGCCAGUUCAUUCGAGCAAGCUUCGUGUGGGAGAGGCUGAGCAAGGCAAGAGUUCUUGAGAAGCACAGGAUUGGGAAGGACUUCCUGGCUCUGGCUUUCAUGGUGCUGCUCUUCGCGGUCCUGGCGAUCGUAUCCUUCGCUCGACUCAAGCACAACAGGAACUUUCGUGCGAAACUUCGGAGGAAAAAAUUAAGAUCGAUGGUGGCGGCUUGCUUGGAUAAUUGCGAGCGUCGUGGACUAACAUAUGGGAAGAAAUACUAUAAAAUUUCUAGAGAUAUGGGAGCUAUAUGGAGGUGUUUGAGUUUGACUAGGAUCUCUCUCCAGAGAGAUAGGGCUUUUACGAAUUUCAACGCAGUGACGUUUUUUGGAAAUCUGGGCCAGGUAGAGCUUCUUCCAGUGAUCUCUGCGCUUCUUUCUCCUUGA